This is a messenger RNA of Prosopis cineraria, 3285 nucleotides long. Its product is annotated as probable disease resistance protein At5g63020. Lineage: Eukaryota; Viridiplantae; Streptophyta; Magnoliopsida; Fabales; Fabaceae. Gene Ontology annotation, molecular function: ADP binding. The record is from RefSeq and is a predicted model, not a curated record. Bases 16 to 3006 code for a protein of 996 amino acids. The transcript has 2 exons.
ACUUCAUUGUCCUCUAUGGCAUUCAGACAUGCUUUUCAACCUACGCGUUCAAAUUAUAAAAACAAGAGACGAGGUACCAAUAUGAUAAAUAAAACAAUACUGAAAGCAGAGCAGCCGGGCCAACCCAUCCAUCCCGAUGAUGCCGGCAGGAUCUUUAUGGGAAGGUCAAAUGACGAAAAUACCCUUCAAAGUCAAAACAUUGCUCUGCGCAGCGUGAGCUGUUUGUUCGUUCUCAUUGCAUUUUUAUCAUCUCCUUCUCAAUUUUGUUUGUUCUCCACUUUUUUGGUGCAUCGUCCAAAGAUGGCCGACUUUAUUUCUCCAAUCUUUAACGCCCUAAGCUGUUUGUGUGGUUACUGCGCGAUACGGGUAGAUUCAAUACGCAAGCUAGGAGAGAACCUCAGCUCUUUGGGAAAUGCUUCAAAUCAACUGAAGAGCAUGUACCUUGAUGUCAAGAUGAAGGUGGAUACAGCAGAGCAGGAUCCAGAUCCGGAGCUGAUGGUUUUGAAUGUGGUAAAGGAUUGGAUGGGCAGAGUUGAAGACCUUCAAAAUGAAGUCCAAGCCAUUCUGCAGAAAGGUGAUCAAGCAAAUCAAGCCACGUGUUUGGGAGGUCGUUGUCCCAAGAAUUGUCGAGCUAACUACAAGCUCCAUAAGGUGGUCACCCAGAAGUUGAGUGACGUUAAUAGUCUUAUAAGCAGAGGGCAUUUUGAUGUUGUAGCAGAAAAGUUUGCUCGUGAUCGGUUUGAUGAACUUCCUGUGGACAAGGUUGUGGGUGUAGAAUCAACAUUUAAGGAGCUAUGUUCGUGCUUUGAGAACAAUCAGGUAGGUGUCAUUGGCUUGUAUGGAAUGGGCGGGGUGGGCAAAACAACUUUGCUUAAAAAAUUCAACAAUGAGUUCCUCUCAAAGAAAGCACACAUGGUAGUCAUCUGGGUUGUAGUGUCUAAAGAUGUAAAUAUGGGAAAAAUUCAAGAAAACAUUAGGAAGAAAUUGCGUGUCCAAGAUCAUAUUUGGGAUGACAAGUCAAUGGAAGAUAGAGCUAUUUUGUUAUUAAAUAUCUUAAAGAAGAAGAAAUUUGUGUUGUUAUUAGAUGAUGUAUGGUACAGAAUUGAUCUAUUGAAAUUGGGAGUUCCUUCCCCUAAUAAUCAUGAAUGUAAGAUAAUAUUCACGACACGGUUGGAAAAUAUAUGUGGCUUAAUGAAAGCACAGACGCGCAUAAAUGUGAAAUGCCUCAAACCAGAUGAAGCAUUUGAGUUGUUCAAAGAUAAAGUAGGUGAAACUACUCUUGAAGACCCUAAUAUAUUGCCUCUUGCAAAACAAGUGGUGGAUGAGUGUCAAGAGUUGCCACUUGCUCUUUGUAUUGUUGGACGUGCCAUGGCUAGUAUCAUGCCUACUCCUAAUGAAUGGAGUCGUGCUUUAGAAAUUUUGAGGAGUCAUCCUUCAAGGGUUUCAGGAAUGGUUGAAGAUGUCUAUUACUUGCUUGAAUUUAGUUAUGAUAAAUUGUCAUCUGGCACACACAAAUCAUGUUUUCUGUAUUGCUCUCUAUUUCCUGAGGACUACAACAUUAAAAUAGAAGAGCUUAUUUUGCUCUGGAUAGCGGAAGGUUUUUUGGCUGAGUUUGAUGAUGAUAUAUGUGAAGCAUGGAAGCAAGGAGAAGAUAUCAUUUCAAAUUUGAAGCAAGCUUGCUUAUUGGAAAAUGGUGAUUACAAAAGCACAAUAAAGAUGCAUGAUGUGAUCAGAGACAUGGCUCUUUGGGUAGCAUGUGAUCAUGGGACAAAGACAAAAUUCGUUGUAAAAAAUUGUUCUGAUGGGACUAGGGGCCUUGAAGUAUCUAAUCAUGAAAAGUGGAAAGAGAUAGAAAAGUUGUCUCUAUGGGGAAGGGGAAGGGGUCGUAUGAAUCUAAAUUUACCACAAAAACCUCAUUAUCCUAAUCUUCUCACUAUGCUUAUCAGGGACACUACUUUGCAAGUAGGCUUUCCAACCCAGCUAUUUGACCUUCCAUGUACCAUGAGAGUACUAGAUUUGUCAUCUAAUAGGGGAAUGAGCAAUAUACCAUCAGCAAUUGGGGACUUUGUACUCCUAGAACAUAUGAACCUAUCUGGCACAGGUAUAACAAGAUUGCCAGAGGAGUUGAAGAAUUUGAAGAAGUUGAGGCACUUGCUACUGGAUGGAGUUGGAUACCUUGAAUUCCCAAGGGGGAUUAUAUCCAGCUUGUCAUCUCUUCAAGUUUUUAGUAUGUUUGAUGGGGGUGAAAUUAAAAGGCUAACAAAGAGGCAUCCAAAGUACGAUGAAAAUGACUUGUUGGAUGAGCUGGAAGGCUUAGAUCACCUUCAAGAUAUACGUAUUUCUAUCGAUAGCCCCUCCUCUGUUCAAAAAAUACUGACCUCCUCAAAAUUGCUAAGGUGCAUGCGUCAUCUAGAGCAUAUUAAACGUGAUUCAUUUAAAUCACGACCUGUAAAAGUGAAGCAUGAAAUUGAAACAUUUCCAUUUCAUGGUGGACCGUUAAUAAUUGAAGACACGACAUCAGAGGUUUCUGAAGCUGAGAAUAUUCCAAGGCGCUCAUUUUGGGGGUAUGAAUAUAUAAUCAUCCUUCGCAAGUUGACUCUCUUUGGAUGCGAAAAUAUAGUUGACUUGAAUUGGCUUAUACAUGCUCCAGACCUUGAAUUCCUUGCUUUAAGUGAUUGUUACUCAUUGGUGGAAGUUAUAACAGAUGAUUUUGGGACUGUUGACACUGAAACAGUGAAAAGUAAUCUUUUUUGCAGUCUCACUUAUCUUGAUUUGAAAAAUCUGACGGAGUUAAGGAGUAUCUGUAGAAUGGCAUUACAGUUUCCUUGUUUAAAGGAGAUUACUGUAAACAACUGCAGCAGAUUGAGGAAGCUCCCAUUUAAUUCUCAAAGUGGGCUGAAAAAUCUACAAAACUUUGAUGGAGAACGUCAAUGGUUGAAUAAAUUGGAAGAUGAAGCUGCCAAGCAUCUCCUCACCUCAAAAUUUAAGGCUCAUGAUUAUUCCUGAGGGUUCAACCAACAUUCUCCUCUAGCUGAAAACAGGAGUGUCUUUACCGAAGAUAAAGAUUUCCGGAAAUAAAUGUGUGAUUAGUGGCUGUUCUAAGUGUUGCUAUAUCCUCUCUCAGUUUGUGUUAUUGUGUCCUUUCAAAUUCCUUUUAUUGUUAUUACAGCACUAUGAUUUUGUAGUUUCAAUACUGUUCACCCAUAAACAGUACCAUAUAUUGGGUAACUAUUUUCUUUUAUAUAUGUUAUGAUGGAUUGCAAUGGCAAGUUUCAUUUGAAUAUU